CACUUCAUCAUAUUCAAGCGAACACCCCCUACGAAUUUUGACAGUCGACUUGAUUUUAUCACAACCUAGUAUGCAUUGAAAUAUCACCAGCUGGCGAAUUAUCAACCAGACAAAAAUUAAGAAAUUGCGAUUGGUCAAUGAUUGUCAAGUCAAGUCAAGUCAAGUCGAUUAAAUAUACUGAUAGAACGAAAAUCCAAUAGCAACAUCAACAAACGCAGAAAAGAGUGACAUCUCGCCAAAGGAAUACACAAAUAGGAACAGAGAAUAUUGCUUAAAUCACAAUAUAAUUCGAAUAUAUGUAUAUGUAGGAAAAAUGACUUCAUCACAAAAUCAUUUUGGAAGUACCGUGCCAAGUCAAUUCAAUACCAAAAAUAAUACUCGUGUAGUUGCCCAAAAAGGAGGCCUCGCAAUUUUGCCAUGUGUCGUUAAAGUAAACUCCCCGGCAACGGUUUCUUGGAUAAGAAGAAAAGACUUCCAGUUGCUAACAGUUGGUUUAUCAGCACAUAGCAGUGAUAAACGGUUUUUAGUUGAACACACACGACACAUGGGCCAUUGGUCGUUAAGAAUUAAGGCCGUGAGGGAAGACGACAAAGGGUUUUAUGAAUGCCAAUUGUCUAUUUACCCCACGCAAUCAAUUUUUAUUGAACUAAAAAUAGUUGAAGCAGUUGCGGAAAUAUCCAAUUCUUCUGAUAUUCUUAUCGACGAAACUUCAACUCUUCAACUACAAUGUAAGCUUAAGGGUGCCACUGAAAACCCAUCUUUUGUAUUUUGGUAUCACGAAAACAAGAUGGUCAACUAUGAUGCUCAAGGGGGAUUUGUUGUCACAUCCGUUGCAGAAAAUGCACUUCCUAGUGAAGAAAAUGUACCGAGUUUUCAGUCGAAAGCAAGCGGCGGGAAAAGUAAGUCCUACCGAGGAACAAUGGAUUUUAAUGCCAGCAGUGGUAAUGCAACUAGCGAUGCGGGCACGUCUAUUUAUACUUCACCCAUGACUCCCUUUUCGACAUUACAAUUUCAACAAUAUAAAUCUCCAUAUAUUCCAAAUUCAUCGAUGAGUGUGCUCACCAUAAAAACGGUAACAUUUCAUCAUGCUGGCAACUACACAUGUGCACCAUCAAAUGCGCGACCAGCAAGCAUUACAGUACAUGUAUUAAGAGGAGAGAAGCCAGCCGCAAUGCAACAUGCAAACCGUAGCAUUCUUGAUGGCGAAAAUAAUUCUAACACCACUGUCGGCUUGACCAGUUUAAAAGGAUUCAAUGGUACAAAUAGUCUGAUAACUGUACCAUCACUAUUUUUACCUGUUCUAUGUCUGUUAGCUAAUUUGCCUUCCGCAUUUCAGUUACAAAAACAGACCCCAAUAAUAUUAUUUUUAUUUAUGUUAUGUAAUUUUAAUAGCUGAAAUUGUUCAUAAAUAGUAAAAUCAGUCAAUUGACUUUAGCAAUUGUAAUUUUAAGAAUUGUAUAUACAUAAAU
Molecule: messenger RNA, 1469 nt
Organism: Drosophila hydei
Lineage: Eukaryota; Metazoa; Arthropoda; Insecta; Diptera; Drosophilidae
Gene: dpr19
Exons: 7
Coding region: 314-1396 (360 amino acids)
Biological process (GO): synapse organization
Cellular component (GO): neuron projection membrane
Source: RefSeq, a predicted model, not a curated record